Hypomesus transpacificus is the source of this 2737-nucleotide messenger RNA. It is a transcript of the gene steap3, whose product is annotated as STEAP family member 3, metalloreductase. The transcript is spliced from 5 exons. NCBI's taxonomy places the organism in Eukaryota, Metazoa, Chordata, Actinopteri, Osmeriformes, Osmeridae. Gene Ontology annotation, molecular function: cupric reductase (NADH) activity; ferric-chelate reductase (NADPH) activity. The record is from RefSeq and is a predicted model, not a curated record. Gene Ontology annotation, cellular component: plasma membrane; endosome. Gene Ontology annotation, biological process: copper ion import. The coding region runs from base 91 to 1554 and encodes 487 amino acids.
UGGGCGGGGACUCGGUACUGGGCGGGGACUCCGUGCUGUGUCAUAGGAGUAGUAGGAACAAACCGCUAAGCAAGAGGGAACCGACGGCAUAUGAUGCCGAAGGAGGAGAUUAGGAAGCCGUUGUUGCGGACCACUCGGCACCCAGAUGCCUCCAUGUCUGAUCCAGGAAGCCCAGUAGUUGGCAUUUUGGGCACGGGAGACUUUUCCCGUUCUCUGGCCCGCAGGCUUGUGACCUCGGGGUUCCCGGUGGUUGUGGGGAGUCGCAACCCCAAACGUUGCUCCUCGCUGUUCCCGGAGGACGUGGAGGUGACCAGCCAGCAUCAGGCCGUGUCACAGGCUGACCUGGUGUUCGUUGCCAUCCACCCUGAGCACUACUCUACCCUGGGUAGCCUGCGGGAGGCGCUAGCGGGUAAGGCCGUUGUGGACGUUAGCAACAGCACCUGUCUGAACAGGGAGGGCCCUUCUCAGGCCGAGCAGCUAGCCGCCAUGUUCCCAGAAUGCAUUGUGGUGAAGGGCUUCAACGUGAUCUCGGCCUGGACCCUGCAGACAGGCCCGCGCGAUGGGAGCAGACAGGUGCUGAUAUGUGGAGACAGCAGCCAGGCUAAGAACUCUGUGUUCCACGUCUGUCGCAGCGCAGGCUUCCACCCCGUGGACAUGGGCACCCUCUCGGCCGCCCGCGACAUCGAGAACACGCCCCUGCUCCUUUUCCCCUCCUGGCGCCUCCCCGCCCUCGCCACCCUCCUCCUCUUCCUCUUCUUCUACCUCUAUAACUUCCUGCGGGACAUCCUCCACCCCUACCUCUUCGCGGGAAAGAACGUGUUCUACAAACUUCCCGUGGAGACGGUGAAUGUCACCUUCCCUUGUGUUGCCCUGGUGUUGCUGGGGCUGGUCUACGCUCCGGGUCUCCUGGCCGCCUUCCUGCAGCUGUCCUGGGGUACCAAGUACCGCCUCUUCCCUGCCUGGCUGGACGUGUGGCUGCGGAGCCGCAAGCAGCUGGGGCUGUGCAGCUUCCUGUGUGCCUCCCUGCACGCCGUCUACAGCCUGUGUCUGCCCAUGAGGAAGUCAGCCCGUUACAAGCUGCUCAGCGCUGCCUUCAAACAGGUGAAGGCAGGCCAGGAGGACUCGUGGGUGGAGGAGGAGGUAUGGAGGAUGGAGCUCUACCUGUCUGUAGGCAUCCUGGCUCUGGGUCUCCUCUCUCUGCUGGCCGCCACAUCCCUGCCCACCGUGGCCAACUCUCUGAACUGGAGGGAAUUCAGCUUUAUACAGUCCAGACUGGGCUACGCUGCCUUAGUCAUGGCCACCCUCCACGCUCUGAUCUACGGCUGGGACCGGGGUUUGGACCCGGAGCAGUACCGCUUCUACCUGCCCCCGCCCUUCCUGCUGGUGGCGGUGGUUCCCUGUGGGGUGCUGCUGGGCCGGCUGGGUCUGGCCCUGCCCUGCGUGGCCCGCAGGCUGGGGAGGAUCCGCCGGGGCUGGGAGGAGAAGCGCCACAUCCGCUUCACCCUGCCGGAGGACGCCCGGGGAAGCUCCCUGGACGACGUCAGCGGAGUCUAAGACGGAUGGAUGAUUUAUAUGUAGACACACACACACACAGGCACGCAAACACACAUGCUGGACCGUAGACACACGCUGUUAUGUUGACCACACACACACACACACGGUGGUUUGUAGACACACACAUGCUGGCUGUAGGUGCACGCACGCACACGCACUCGCACACACCCAAGCAGAAGUCAGACGUAUAGAUUCACUGCGUGAAUCAGAGGCAUCUCUGUAUCAGAGAGGACAAGAACAUCUCACCAGCAGCUCUCUAGGAUCUCACUGACUUCCUUGUCGCCUGCUGUCUCAACAGAUGAUUGUCAUUUUCAGCACUUAUUUACAGUCAGCCUUCCAUCAAGUGGCUCACCUACUGAUGCCCAGCAGGAAACGUCCUGGUAACAAUAUCAGUUAGGCACAUUGUUUGUGUUUCUUUGACUUUUAAGUGUUUGAUUCUGUUUUCCUGUUAGCUGCAGUCCAUGAAAUCUCUGGCACCCUACCGAUCAAAUUCUUUUUUGUCUUGUGUUAUAUCAUCAUUACGUAUUUUCUUAAAUCAGCGGAAAGCCUACAGAUAAAAAAUAAUUAUAGACCGGGUCUAGAUUUGUGAAACUUGGAGCUUGUUCUUUAGUGGUUGUAAUGAAUGCUUUGGCUCCAAGGUCUGCCUGUAAUGAGUCUAAAUCUCAGCUGGCUUCCUGGUUACCAUUGUCCGUUGCUAGGGGUGGGACAGGUCAACUUCGGAUACAAAAUUGUAGAAUUAAUGCGUUCUCUAACCUAAGCUGUUAAUUUGAUUUUUUUUUAUUUGUUUUAAAACAGCUGGAGACUCAUUUUAGUCUAUUCAUGCACUAGUUCUUUUUAGGAUGUUAUUUUUGCCAAAUAUAACGUCGGGUCCAGUCUUUGCUGGCCUGCCUGCCUGUCAGUAGCUGCAUACGUAUCUGUCUGAACCUAUAUCUGUAAAGUGUGUUAUUUAAAGAGUGUAUUUUAUAAGAUGGAGAAAUUUUACCAAACUGUUGUGAUGCAAUAAUACAUGUUAGACAACACUAAUUAUUUUAAAUCCAUUGGCUGUUACACAAGGAAGUAUGUUGUAUGUAUUUCCACCUGGCUUGUCAUCAAGUCUUUCCUAAAGAAAUCCAGAAAAAAUCUUAAAAUGCAAUCAGAUAAUUUACAUUAUGCUUGAAGAAUAAACACUGUUGUUCACAACUUA